AUUAAAGUGAUCGAAUACCAAGCCAUUCCUAGGUAUGGACCUGCAAGCCCAUUCAAGGGACAUUUAAGUACUAAAAGUAAUGCUUUCUGCAUUGACUCCUCCUCCCGCAGACUAAGUAACCAGUACCUGAUCAGGGAUCAUAUGGCUGUUCACUACAAUAAAAUCCUUUCAGCCAAAGCUGCUGUAGACUGUUCAGCACCAAAAAGCAGGCUAAACAGCAUAAAACUGUCAGAUCAGCAAAGAAGAGAGAAGCUCAAGAAGGAAAUAGAAAAGUGCGAGAAGGAAAUGAGCACAUCCAAAAAUGCGUCCCGAUCCAGUUCUAGGGAGAGUAGACGACCACUGUCAGCCACGUACAGAAAGAACCAGGAAUCAUUGGAAGCAGAAAGCAACACGGAGCUCCCCUGUGCACCAAACAAACAGAAGUAUGUGUCCGGUUCCUUGGCUCCAGAGAGGCACAUCACAGACUUCCCUGAUACUGAAAAAUAUGCCAGAAAAACUACUCCAAAAGAUUCCAAUAUCUCAGUCUCGCGCUCAAGUAUAAGUACAACAAGUCUGCAAAGAUUGCACUCCAGAGUCUCCUGCUGUUCUUCCUCUGACAGCAUCGUGAACUGUUAUCCUCGUAAGGCCCCAAAGGCUGAAUCCAAAGUACAGAGCGGGGAUCUCCUUGACAGACACUCAGAACGUUUUACCAAGAGCCAGCAGCCGUUCACACCACGCACUUUAAAAUCAGACACCAAAUCCUUCCUGUCACAGUACAGAUAUUAUACUCCAGCCAAACGGAAAAGCAAAGACACUCCAGUACAGCAUGUGGAAGUGGAAACGCAGACUGACAUAAGCAGUUUUCAACUUCAAUCUGAAGAAUUCGUAAAACGAGAUGUGGCUGACUUUCAGAAGGUGAUAAAGGAGGUAGAAGACUCAGUAUCUGCCAUGACAGAUAAGCGUGAUGAAAUGAAGGCAUUUUCUCAGUUCUCCUCACCAAGGGUGACUUCUCCAUGUUCUGGGCAGUCCCCAAUGAUGAGAAGAAUUCAGGCUGAAGAAGAAGAACUUCUGUAUUUAAGUUUCAUCCAGGACAUCACAGAUGAGAUCCUGAAACUUGGAUUGUUUUCCAACAGGGCUUUGGAACGGUUGUUUGAGCGUCACAUCGAACAAAAUAAAAAUCAUCUCAAUGAGACCAAAAUGCGCCAUCUGUUGGAGAUCCUGAAGGAGGACCUGGGCUGCAACCAAGAGAAAAAGGAAGGGUUUGACUCCUUGGGUCUAGUUCGGAAGGAGCCAGCAGAGCAUCUCCAGCUCCCCCACAAACCUCAUAGGCAAAAAAGCGAGGAGUUUUUAAAGGCAAUGGAUUUAUUAGCAAGCGAGGCAGCUCCAUCGAGACCCCCCGCAUGCAGCGAUGCAUUCGAGAGGGUGGAGGGCAAAGAUGAAUUUUCCAAAGGUCUAAACGGCUCCUUGAAUGCAGGGCUGGACCUGCCCUCUUGCCCGGCGCAUGACGAAAGCCCGGCCACCUCGUGCACCUUGCCGCCCACACUCAAUUCAACUGCCUGCGACGCUGACUUCGAAACCAGUGAGUCUUUGCAGGACCUCAGUGAGCUCCAAGAAAGCAUGGUGGAAUCCCUUCGCGUCACCGCCAACAACGCAGAAUGA
Molecule: messenger RNA, 1638 nt
Organism: Euleptes europaea (tarantolino)
Lineage: Eukaryota; Metazoa; Chordata; Lepidosauria; Squamata; Sphaerodactylidae
Gene: SPATA7
Product: spermatogenesis associated 7
Exons: 11
Biological process (GO): microtubule cytoskeleton organization; protein localization to photoreceptor connecting cilium; photoreceptor cell maintenance
Cellular component (GO): photoreceptor distal connecting cilium; rod photoreceptor outer segment; ciliary basal body
Source: RefSeq, a predicted model, not a curated record